This is a messenger RNA of Chroicocephalus ridibundus (black-headed gull), 5862 nucleotides long. It is a transcript of the gene PACSIN3, whose product is annotated as protein kinase C and casein kinase substrate in neurons 3. Lineage: Eukaryota; Metazoa; Chordata; Aves; Charadriiformes; Laridae. Gene Ontology annotation, cellular component: cytoplasm; endosome; plasma membrane. The record is from RefSeq and is a predicted model, not a curated record. Gene Ontology annotation, biological process: regulation of endocytosis; cytoskeleton organization; plasma membrane tubulation. The coding region runs from base 315 to 1628 and encodes 437 amino acids. Gene Ontology annotation, molecular function: protein binding; phospholipid binding. The transcript is spliced from 11 exons.
GCUGCCCCGCCGCCACCGGAGUGCCCACAGCCCAGCCGGGCCCGCCCCGCCGGGAGCUGCUGGAGGCGGGGCGGGAGCCCCCGCGUCCCGCGGCUGAAAUAGGGGGAGGGCCCGGCCCUCUCCCAGCCCAGGUGGCCGCUGCCCGCCGGCCGCACCGCUGUGGCGAGCCGCGCCGCCUGCGAGCCUUUUUCAAGGAGUUUGAAGAGCUCAAGACAUACUUGCCAGCUGCCCACUGCUCCCCUGCGGCAUCUCACUUUAAGCUUUCAGCUUAACUGAAAUCUGCAAAAAUUCUCUGCUGCAAGAAAACGGGGGUGAUGUCAUCAGAAGAUGAUGCUGGCGGGGAGGCUCCUGGGGGCAGUUUCUGGGAGGCUGGAAACUACAGGCGGACAGUGAAGCGUGUGGAUGAUGGGUACCGGCUCUGCAAUGACUUAAUCUCCUGCUUCCAGGAGCGAGCCAAGAUAGAGAAGAACUAUGCCCAGCAGCUAACAGAAUGGUCUCGUAAGUGGAGGACCAAUGUGGAGAAAGGUCCACAGUAUGGUACUCUGGAGAAGGCCUGGCAUGCCUUCCUGACAGCUGCAGACAAACUGAGUGAAAUUCACUUAGAUGUCCGGAACCACCUGGCUGGCGAAGACUCAGAUAAGAUCAAGGCCUGGCAGAAGGAGGCCUACCACAAGCAGAUGAUUGGAGGCUUCAAGGAGACAAAGGAGGCAGAGGAUGGGUUCCGCAAGGCCCAGAAACCCUGGGUGAAGAAGAUGAAAGAUGUGGAGACUUCAAAGAAAAACUACCAUGCGGCCCGUAAGGAGGAGAAAACAGCCCAUACAAGGGAGAACCAUGCCAAGGCAGACUCAUCUGUCUCACAGGAACAGCUGCGCAAGUUGCAGGAGCGUGUAGAGAAGUGCACUCAGGAGGCUGAAAAGUGCAAGGAUCAAUACGAGAAGAUGCUGGAAGAGCUGAACCGCUACAAUCCCCGCUACAUGGAGGACAUGGAGCAAGUAUUUGAGGGCUGUCAGGAAGCAGAGCGCAAGCGAUUGUGCUUCUUUAAGGAGAUGUUCCUGAAUCUGCACCAGCAUCUCAAUCUCUCCACCAGUGAAAGCUUUCAUGCGUUGUAUCGAGAUCUUUACCAAGUCAUCAUGGCUGCAGACAACCAGGAGGACCUGAAGUGGUGGCGCAACACUCAUGGACCAGGCAUGGUGAUGAAUUGGCCUCAGUUUGAGGAAUGGUCCCUUGAAACACAGCGGGCAAUCACUAAGAAGGAGAAGAGUGGCAAGAUGGCUGAUGAUGUCACGCUGACGAGCAUUUUGCCUACACGGGAUGGUGUUGUCUCACAGACCCCUCUGCAGACAAGGCGAAGCGGAGGGAAGGAAGACAUUUCGGAGUGGUCAGAUGAGGACACUCCCAAGAAGUGCCUGGAUGCCAAUGGGCAUGAGGAGGACAUAAAGGUACCAGGUGUACGGGUACGAGCACUGUAUGAUUACACAGGACAGGAGGCUGAUGAGCUGAGCUUUAAAGCAGGUGAAGAACUAAUGAAGAUUAGCGAGGAAGAUGAGCAGGGCUGGUGCAAGGGCCGACUUCUCACUGGCCAAGUUGGACUCUAUCCUGCUAACUAUGUUGAGAAGGUUGGAUCAUGAUUGCUACUGCCCUGCUAGUGUGUCACAGCCAUACCAGCAUCUCCUGCAGAGGUCACUGGGUCACUGCUGUCCCCAAUCCACCUUUGCAGUAUAUCCAGCAACUUCUGGACUUUGAGGGCACGUAUUCCAUGUAACUAAUGCUUCACUUUAAAUGCCUAGACCUGUAGGGAUUUUCUAAUAAAUAAACAAAGAUGAGUAAAGACUUCUCUGACUGUGAGCACUAUAGGAGUGGAGUGCAGAAGGGAACAGAUUCUUUUAACUGCCACUCAGUGAAAGGAGAUAAGUGACACACGCAACUCUUCAAAACAGAGAAAACAGACUUCCUUGGCUUCAGUGCACAUGCAUCCAUAGGGUGGUGGGGUCUGCCCUGCCCCCAGGCUUCCUGUUCAAGGAACUUUGGAUGUGCAGGGUAAUAGGGAACUUUCUAGUACUGCUUCCCCUUUUUGGCUCAAUCAAGCUGACUGGUGUAAAUCUAUUUUUUCCUCCCACAACUUUCAGAAGUCUUCAGUGUUCUUCACCUGCAGGUUUGUUGGCUCUCUGGUAAGGCAGCUGGUAUAAGUGAUACAGCUUCAACAACCUUGAUGUCCCCUCCCACUGCCCUCAGAUUUAUUGGGGUAACACCAGGAAUGAAUGAUAGUAUAGCCUGGGGACAGGAGAAAGAGGCUUCUAUCUCACAUGAUGUGGCUAAGUAGUUGUGAACAGAACUGUCUGGCAGCAGGCUGGAGUUGACCAAAUGUUCCCUGAGCUAGAAUGGGUCUUGACAUGCACUGAAGGCUGGUGAUAACAAAAAGGCAGCCACAUUCCAGUGCUGUUCUGCUUAGAACCCCUAAAUGCACUAGUAUAUGUUGGGGUUUCUAAUGCCUCUAGAUUAUUUUGGCUAUACUGCUAUUCAUGAAUGCUCAGUGCACAGCAGAGACCCUCUUUUUCCUUCUCCUGCAUAUUCUUGACUUACACGUGCUUUGUCAAAGAGCCCUAUGCUGUGAUGAAGGGUAGCAGAGUGUGGAAGCUACCUGCUGGCUGGCACACUAGCUGUAGAGGGAUAACUCUUCUUCUGGUCCUGAAUCGCUGCAGGUGUACUUAUGCCCAGUUGUUAAGUGCCAUUCAGCAGGGAGGACCUAUCAGACCUCUUUACCUGGCCUGUCUUUCUGCCCUUGAAAGCCUCUGAGGCUGCUGAGUCAAAAUGGGGUUCUUAUCCUAGUGCUCUGCAUAUUCAAACAUCAGGAUUGAUGGACAUGUUCUGUAUAGGAUAAGCCCAAGAGCUUGAGGGGACCAAAAAAAAUAAGGAAAAGCGACUAUUUUGGGAAAAACAAACAGUAGUUUAAAAAUGGUUUACUUACCACAUCUGCUUGAAACUGUUGUUGAGAUGCACUGUGAGUUUGUAGUAGCCUUCCGUAGUGAAAUUCUUGUUCAGGCUUGGCGCAUGUGAGGAACUUGGUCAAGUCAGACUCACAGAACUUGGUCGAGCCUCCGCCAACCAUGCUGGGGUGAACCGCUUCAGAGUGGUUUUGAAAAGGGGUGAUACAGAUAAGGAGUUGUGAAGUCAUAGGUGAGAAUUUGGGAUUAAAUGACCGCAGAAUGUUAACAGCAGCUAGUGAACCAAAAUGGAUGUUUAACAAGCAUAGACUGAAAAGGAGGUGGGGAUGGAUAGAUGCAGACACUGUUAACUUAUGAGAGAUUGAAGUACCACAAACAGCUUGUUGCCUGCCUGCCAGACAGAGCGGAAAUUAACCUUUUACAGCACACUGGAUGCCUUGAAAUGUAGCCUGCCGUGGACAAAGAGAUCUAAGACUAAUGCUAAAUGUGCUUUUGUGACACCACAGAAAUGUAUCAGCUGUUGAAAGGUCUUGCUCAAAGUAUCCCUAGCACUGUAGCUCAUGAAUGAGGGGGAGAAGGGUGCAAACCAAAUGAACAAGGCUAAAGCAUUUUGUUCUGAAUCAGUAAUGUCAUUUCUCAAGAAAAGAGAAAGUAUUCCUAAAAGGUAAUUAAAGAUCUAAGCAACAGACAUUAAAAAUGCCCGGAUUUAGCUAUGAAUUUACUUAUUAUUCAAAGUCCAAUAUUUGAAGAAACCUCUAAGCUCAGGCCAUGUAAUUAGAGGUGUUGGUGUGUAAGCACUUAGAUUUAUUUAAAGAUACAGUACUGAAAGCAGAGACUAGAUCUCAGGUAAAGUAACAACAGUGUUGUAUAGUAAUUGCAAAUGCUCCACUUGCUGACCUACAACUGAAUGAUUUGUUGCUGCUUUGUCCUAACGCUCAUGAAUGUGAAGAGAGCGUGCCUGCCAGGCCUGUGAGAUAACAGAGACAAAACCGGAUAAAAUGACCUAAGAUGUGCUAUAAUGAAUAUGAACGUUUACCUUAUUGGCCUGGAUAUUUUCAAACACUAAUACUAGCCUUUCAUGUGAGGUCAAAAAAUUCUAGAGGGGAGUUACAAAGGAUAACUGGAGGCUUAACUUCAAUUCCUCUUCUGAGUUCUAGUCAGGCUAUAAUUAGGGAUGGAGUUAGGUGUGUCCAGAACCUGCUAUGAGGACAGAAAUGUCCACUGGACAGGACCUCUGAUUACAGUAUAAACAACCUGAAACUCCACAGGACAAAGUCUGAACAGACUUGUUUGUUCUAGGAAAACAUGACCACCUGAUCAUACUGGGCUGCUUGAAGGUUUCCAGAAACAGUGACAUACUGCAGCUUAUGUGAUCAAGUCCCCUAAAGGAAUGUUUGCACAUCAGAAAUUCCUGCCAAGAGCUGAAGUAAUGGAGAGGAGACAACACAUCGAGAAUGAAGAAUUGCUUGGCUGGACUGUACCUCAUAAAUUUCGGCAUGGCAUUUAGUCCUGGCUACUCAAAACCAAAUGGAUUAGUAAAAGAGAGCCUCUGUAGUAAAGAACCAGCUGGAGGGGUAAAAAAAAACCAAAUCAGACACAUGUAAUGAUCUUAUAUUAAACUAAUAGCUCUGCCUGGAGACUUAGUUUUCCAUACAAGCAAAUGAGGUUUCAACCAUAAAGGCUCUAGUUAAAACUUGUCAUCCAUGCCCUGCCAAAAGUUUUGUGUGUGAACAGAGACAUGCACACAUGAACUAAUUGCUGUGCCUGAAUUCCAGAAGGCCAGCAAAGCCUGUUCUUCCCCCAUGGCUUCUGUAAAAACAUACAGAUGCAUCUCUGUGCCUCAUGGGCAACAUGGUGAAAACAUUAUCUAGUCAUAUUUUUUUUUUUUUAAUAAAGCCACUCCUUGUGGAAAGCCUGUACACCUGUGGCUGGCAGAUAAUUAAUUUGGUUCUGACAUCUUCCUGGAAAAUAAUUUCUGAAGUAUCACGCAAAUCUUGGAUUUCCUGUUGAUCAUUAAUUUUCUAGGAAGAGGAAGUUAAAGAUUCUCUAUGACAGACCACACCCAUUUCCCCAAAGCAGCAGCUGAGCUUGCUCAAUCCAUUAAUGAUGUUUAUGCCCUGUAGGCAAAAUCUGGGUCGCAGAACCCACAGGACAGCUGUGCUCUGUGAUGGCAGCUGAGAGUUGCGGUUAGUUUGUAACUCUUGGUGGCUCUCCCGCAGCCCUGUGUGGAGCUUGGGGCCAUUGGUGCUUCAGUUUACUUUCCAUCCUACUUCCCCAUCCCCUAUGUCCUUGUUGUGGCUGUUUUGCUUGGCACGAAGUGCUGAGGCAGGUACAAGUAUGUGGCAAUCCUGCAUGAAGACCCCCCUCGGAGCUGUUAGAAACUGUCCCGUGCUCCCUUUGCUCCUGCCCUGUUUGCAGAUCCAGCCCAAGGCCGCAGCCGUGUGGAGCUCAGAUCUGCUAUUUCAGGCAGGUUUUACCUGACUACAGCGCAGGCUGUGCAUGAACUGGGGCUGCUUCAGUUUAAUUUCUAGAGCUGACAGCGUUAUGCUUAUGGGCAGCAGGCUGCAAAAUGCCCCUCUGCUUGUGAAGAAAGCUGGUGCUGGAGUUAAAAUGGACUUGAACAAUCCACUCAGGCCAGUAGGUGAUCGUUUCUAGGGUAAACGCACAGAGACUGGCUGCAGACUGGUCAUGGGGCUGAACCUGAGACAAAGCCACUCCACAAACUCCAUCUUGACCCAUGGAAAUGUGGUUGGAAAAUACCCACUACAGACUGGUGGGAAAGAUUGUGCAAAACAAGCAAGGCAAAGUAUCUUCAGAGAGACCUCGUACACACACACACAAAAAAAAAGAAAAAGACUUGCAACCAAGUGUUGCACCACUGCCCAGGUACAGGCUAGAAGGACCUGGAAAACUGAGGGGC